Molecule: messenger RNA, 717 nt
Organism: Pieris macdunnoughi
Lineage: Eukaryota; Metazoa; Arthropoda; Insecta; Lepidoptera; Pieridae
Source: the annotation of a GenBank genome assembly
AUGGCAGAUGAUUUAAGAAAUUACAAACUGCAGUUGCAACAGGUUGAAGCUGCUUUAUUGACUGACCCACAAAAUGAGGAACUUUUGAAACUUAAAACAGAUUUGGAAGAAGUAAUUGAGUUAACACAAGAUCUGAUAAAAACUCAAGAGGGUGAAUCCAAAAUUCAUAGUUCUAGUAAUGAUGAUGAUGUUACAGCUUCCCUGCUGGCUGCUGAGAAUGCUGCUAUUCCUGGGAGGUCAAUUUCUAUGUGGCAUGUUGGAGAAAGAUGUCUUGCAAAGUGGAAAACAGAUGGAAUGUUUUAUGAAGCUUCUAUUGAGGAAGUUAAUGCAAGCAGUUUAAAAGUGAAAUUUGAUGGUUACACAACACUAGAACCUAUUUCUUUAAAUGACGUGAAGUCUAUUGGGUCUGGAACCAAGAGACCUUCUAGUGGCGAUGAAGGAAAACCUACUAAAGGUUAUAAUAGAGAAUAUUUAAAAAAGAAGAAGCAGAAGAAACAGCAAAGGUUUAAGCAAAUAGAGGAAGAAAGAGAAAGUGAGAAAAAUAAAUGGCUUAAUUUCCAUACCAAGGCAUCUAAAAAGCCUGGAAUUAGGAACAAGAGUAUAUUUGCAUCACCAGAUAAUUUAGAAGGCAGAGUUGGAAUUGGUACUUGUGGUAUAUCAGGCAGACCAAUGACAGAAUAUACACCCGGUGAGAAGUGGAAAAAAGGGAGUGGAUAA